CAAGAGUGGAAGACAAGAGGAAAGCAGGACAGAGGCGAGUAGUGGAAGGUGCGAGAGAGUCCUCCCGGUUAUAAAGCCAUGAGCCCCCUUCGAUGGGGGCUUUUGCUCGGCUGCCUGGGCUGUGCGCUCCCGCCGCGGGUGCGGGCGCAGUUCCCCCGGGUCUGCAUGACGGUGGGCAGCCUGCAGGCCAAGGAGUGCUGCCCGCCGCUGGGCGCCGACACGGCCGACGUCUGCGGCUCUCGGGAGGGCCGGGGCCAGUGCGCGGAGGUGCAGAUCGACACCAGGCCCUGGAGCGGUCCUUACGUCCUGCGCAACCAGGACGACCGAGAGCGGUGGCCACGGAAGUUCUUCGACCGGACCUGCAGGUGCACAGGAAACUUCGCCGGCUAUAACUGUGGAGACUGCAAGUUUGGCUGGACUGGCCCCAACUGCGAGCAGAAGAAACCCCUGGUUGUCCGGCAGAAUAUCCACUCCUUGACCCCUCAGGAGCGUGAGCAAUUCUUGGGAUCCUUAGACCUCGCGAAGAACACGCCGCAUCCCGACUACGUGAUCACCACGCAACACUGGCUAGGCCUGCUCGGGACCAACGGGACCCAGCCACAGAUCGCCAACUGCAGCAUUUAUGAUUUCUUUGUGUGGCUCCAUUAUUAUUCCGUUAGAGAUACAUUAUUAGGACCAGGGCGCCCAUACAAGGCCAUAGAUUUCUCACACCAAGGCCCCGCCUUCGUUACCUGGCACCGCUACCACUUGUUGUGGCUGGAAAGAGAUCUCCAGCGCCUCACUGGCAAUGAGUCCUUUGCUUUGCCCUACUGGAACUUUGCCACCGGGAGGAACGAGUGUGACGUGUGUACAGACCAGCUGCUUGGGGCUGCAAGAAAAGAUGAUCCGACUCUGAUUAGUCAAAACUCCAGAUUCUCCAGCUGGGAAAUUGUCUGUGAUAGCUUGGAUGACUACAACCGCCGGGUCACCCUGUGUAAUGGAACCUAUGAAGGUUUGUUGAGAAGAAAUCAAGUGGGAAGAAACAGUGAGAAAUUGCCAACUUUAAAAGACAUCCAAGAUUGCCUGUCUCUCAAGAAGUUUGACAAUCCUCCUUUCUUCCAGAACUCUACCUUUAGCUUCAGGAAUGCCCUGGAAGGAUUUGAUAAAGCAGACGGGACCCUGGACUCUCAAGUGAUGAACCUUCAUAAUUUGGUUCAUUCCUUCCUGAACGGGACAAACGCUUUGCCUCAUUCUGCUGCCAAUGAUCCUGUUUUUGUGGUCCUUCAUUCCUUUACUGAUGCCGUUUUUGACGAGUGGAUGAAAAGAUUCAAUCCCCCUGCGGAUGCCUGGCCUCAGGAGCUGGCACCCAUUGGUCACAAUCGGAUGUAUAACAUGGUUCCUUUCUUCCCUCCGGUGACUAAUGAGGAACUCUUUUUAACUGCAGACCAGCUUGGCUAUAGCUAUGCCAUUGAUCUGCCAGUUGAAGAAACUUCAGAUUGGACCACAACCCUCUCAGUGCUUAUGGGGAUGCUGGUGGUUUUGGUUGGUCUUUUUGCACUGCUGCUUCUCCUUCAAUAUAGAAGAGUCCGAAAAGGAUAUACACCCUUAAUGGAGACACAAUUAAGCAAGAAGAGAUACACAGAAGAAGCCUAGAUGCUCACGCCUUACCCUAGAGAAGAGGCUGGCCAAGGCUUAGUUCUGACCCUGACAGUGAGCAAACGAAUCCUCACUGUUUUUCCUUUCAUUGAAGAUCUUUGGCAUAGCUCCUCCUGUUGUGGUGAUCCCAAAUACGCAAGAUGCUCAGCUGUAGUUUCUGGUUUGCUUUGUUUAUCUAACGAACAAGCUAAAGUGCCUGAGGGUGUCUCUACCACCAAACAAAGGUAGAGCUGAUGGUGAUCGGUGGUACUUGUUAAUAAUUCCUCAUAUUGAUUAAGCCUCCUCGUGUUCCGAGAGCACCCCAAAAAAUCGAUAGAGUGGAUUC
Molecule: messenger RNA, 1960 nt
Organism: Delphinapterus leucas (beluga whale)
Lineage: Eukaryota; Metazoa; Chordata; Mammalia; Artiodactyla; Monodontidae
Gene: DCT
Product: dopachrome tautomerase
Biological process (GO): positive regulation of neuroblast proliferation; developmental pigmentation; ventricular zone neuroblast division
Cellular component (GO): melanosome
Molecular function (GO): dopachrome isomerase activity; oxidoreductase activity
Source: RefSeq, a predicted model, not a curated record